AACACCCUUCCCUCAUAACAAUCACAAUCUCUCUCUCUCUCUCUCUCUCUCGAAAAAUGGCUUUUUCUUGUAUUGGGUUCUCUGGGUGUGUAUUGGUUGGUCUGGUGGUGGUGAGUUCUUUAGUAGUUGCCACCUCUGCUGGUAACUUCUACCAGGACUUUGAUUUAACAUGGGGAGAUAACCGUGCCAAGGUAUUCAAGGGAGGACAGCUUCUGUCUCUCUCUCUAGACAGGGUCUCUGGCUCUGGCUUCCGCUCUAAGAAUGAAUACCUCUUUGGGAGGAUCGAUAUGCAGCUCAAACUUGUUGCCGGCAACUCUGCUGGCACUGUUACUGCAUACUAUUUGUCUUCUCAGGGGCCAACUCAUGAUGAAAUCGACUUUGAAUUCUUGGGAAAUCUUAGUGGUGACCCUUAUAUUGUGCACACCAAUGUAUUCACUCAAGGCAAGGGAAACAGGGAGCAGCAGUUCUAUCUCUGGUUCGACCCCACCAGAAACUUUCACACUUACUCCGUUAUCUGGAAACCCCAACAUAUAAUCUUCUUGGUCGAUAACAUUCCAUUGAGAGUAUUCAAGAAUGCAGAAUCGAUUGGCGUUCCUUUCCCAAAGAGCCAGCCCAUGAAGAUUUACUCUAGCCUUUGGAACGCAGAUGACUGGGCCACGAGAGGGGGAUUGGUGAAAGCUGACUGGACGAAGGCCCCCUUCACAGCCUACUACCGGAACUUUAACGCUACUGCAUUCAAGAGUACAAGCUCUCUCUCGGAUUCUGCAUGGAAGACGAACGCGCUUGAUGCCCCAGGCCGAAGAAGACUGAGAUGGGUGCAGAAAUACUUCAUGAUUUACAACUACUGCACUGAUUUAAAACGCUUCCCGCAGGGUUUUCCUCCUGAGUGCAGCUCACGAUCGAGGUUUCUGUAAAUGAAAAAAGCUGAUAAAAUCGGAGUAAUUUUCUCGUUGAGUUUGAAUGGAGUCUGUAAUAAAUAUAUAUAAAUAUAUAUAUAUAUAUAUAUAUAUAUAUAUAUUUCAUGCAUGUUGGUGUGUGCAGAUUCUUUAUAACUACUUCCUCUUGAUCGAGCUUAUGCACUUGAGCUCCAAAUAAGUUAAAUUCUUUUGUGUCUUGUUUGUUAGAGGGGACUCACUUGAUGAGCUCCUUACCCUGUUCAGCCACCCUGUAAAUGUGAUCGCGUUUGAAUAUAUAUUUCCUUCAAAUAAUAAAUCUUCUACUUUCUUUCUCUC
Molecule: messenger RNA, 1232 nt
Organism: Carya illinoinensis
Lineage: Eukaryota; Viridiplantae; Streptophyta; Magnoliopsida; Fagales; Juglandaceae
Product: xyloglucan endotransglucosylase/hydrolase 2
Exons: 3
Coding region: 57-914 (285 amino acids)
Biological process (GO): xyloglucan metabolic process; cell wall biogenesis
Cellular component (GO): cell wall; apoplast
Molecular function (GO): hydrolase activity, hydrolyzing O-glycosyl compounds; xyloglucan:xyloglucosyl transferase activity
Source: RefSeq, a predicted model, not a curated record